Ectocarpus sp. CCAP 1310/34 is the source of this 378-nucleotide messenger RNA. Lineage: Eukaryota; Phaeophyceae; Ectocarpales; Ectocarpaceae. The record is from the annotation of a GenBank genome assembly.
AUGGGCGGGAAGGAAACACAAAAUGCUUGCUGCAGCAGUGCGAGGAAACCUCCAGCGGCAAAGAGGGGAGAGGCGGGGGAUUCUUCGCCCAGCACCAACGGGUCCAGCGCGGCGCACAUGAAAGAGGGGUGGGGCAAUUCGCCGGGCCUAAGUUGUUGACACUCGGCUGGGCAGGGUCUAGAGGGCAAAAGGGAGGGGGGUUGCUCAUAUUUUCCAUGCCUCAGGUUCUCGAGAGAGGACGGAGCAGCAUUGUUCCAACAGGACCAUUCACCGAUGGUCAAUCACUGCUUGGGGUAGGGCAUACCUCACGUAAACGCAUACCAUGCAAGGAAGGGUAAACCAGAACCUUGUGGUUAUCCUUGCGUCUGCUGUGCCACA